AUGUAUUGUGUACAAGAGUAUGUUGGAGAGUUGUAUCAGAUUUUGUCGUUAUCGAAUGAGAUUGAUGAAGCAGUCCUCCCUAUCCUCAUAGAGACAUUAAAAAAGGAGAGAAUUUAAGACUGCCUAAAAUUUUUCUCUUAAGAUCAAAACAAAUUCCUUUAAGAAAUAGAAAGGUAAAAGGUAGAAAACUAAUCUCUGCUUGAGAAAGAAUCAACUCUUAAUGGAGAGAAGAACUUGAAGAUAAUAACAGGUGUCCUCAAAAAAGUUAUGUAUCAUGACUUUAAUACACAGAAUUACUCUAUGGAUGAUUAUGAAGAAUUUAAAAAGGAUCUAAUCACAAAAAUAUCAUUGAAUAAGAAGAUAAUAGAAUUCCUAAAAUUUUUAGUUCAUUUGACUGCUUUAGAUGAGAUCUAUAUUUGGUGUGGAUCAAAUUCUCUUCAUUUGCUAGUUUAAAUGAAAGUGGAUUUGAGGGAAUAAAGUUUUGAGAAUAUAAGGAUAAGAAAUACCUCUUUAGUUGGUGGGAAUUUUGUAAGAUGCAUAUUCAAUGGAUCAGAAUUUGACAAUGUAGAUAUUAGCGGAAUGAACUUGAAUCAAGCAUUAUUGUUUAAUUGUAAAUGGAAAAAUAUCAAAAUUCAUGAGUUAAAUAAACUAGAUGGACAUCAUGGAAACAUCAAUUAGGUCUGCUUUUCUCCAGAUGGUAAAUCAUUGGCUUCUUGUAGUGAUGAUAAUUUGAUUAUAUUGUGGGAUAUUAAAACUGGGAAAAAAAAGUUUAGAAUCAAGGAAAAAUGGGAGGUAAAAUCAGUAUGCAUUUCACCUAAUAAUACUAUAUUAGCCUUCAGCAGUAGAUAAUUUGUGUAUUUAUGGAAUCUUAAAACGGGGAAAUUUAUAGUGAAACUAGGUGGUCAUUCAAGUGCUGUUUAUUCAAUUUGUUACUCUCCUGAUGGUACUACAUUAGCAUCUGGUAGU
Messenger RNA from Paramecium octaurelia, 966 nucleotides. The record is from the annotation of a GenBank genome assembly. NCBI's taxonomy places the organism in Eukaryota, Ciliophora, Oligohymenophorea, Peniculida, Parameciidae.